Protobothrops mucrosquamatus (brown spotted pit viper) is the source of this 1367-nucleotide messenger RNA. It is a transcript of the gene TK2, whose product is annotated as thymidine kinase 2. Gene Ontology annotation, molecular function: deoxynucleoside kinase activity; ATP binding. Bases 1 to 696 code for a protein of 231 amino acids. The transcript is spliced from 10 exons. The record is from RefSeq and is a predicted model, not a curated record. Gene Ontology annotation, biological process: nucleobase-containing compound metabolic process. Lineage: Eukaryota; Metazoa; Chordata; Lepidosauria; Squamata; Viperidae. Gene Ontology annotation, cellular component: cytoplasm; mitochondrion.
AUGGGCGAUGUGGCGGAUAAGCACCUGGCAAACGGAGGAGAAAGGAAGACAGUUAUCUGCAUCGAGGGGAAUAUCGCUAGCGGGAAAACAACCUGCCUGGAUUAUUUUGCAAAAAACACUGGCAUUGAGGUGUUGACAGAACCAGUAUCUAAAUGGAGGAACGUCCGUGGACAUAACCCUCUGGGCUUAAUGUAUCAAGAUGCAACCCGGUGGGGGCUGACACUACAGACUUACGUGCAGUUGACUAUGUUGGACCGGCAUACAAAACCAAUGAUUUCUCCCAUAAGAAUGAUGGAGAGGUCCAUUCACAGUGCAAAGUACAUUUUUGUGGAGAACUUAUAUCGCAGUGGGAAAAUGCCAGAAGUAGAUUACGUCAUCCUGACGGAGUGGUUUGACUGGAUCAUCAAGAAUGUGAAUGUGUCACUUGAUCUGAUAGUUUAUCUACAGACCUCUCCUGGCAUGUGUUACCAGAGACUCAAGCAGAGGUGCAGAGAAGAGGAAAAAGUCAUUCCCAUGGAGUAUUUAGAAGCUAUUCAUCAGCUUUAUGAAGACUGGCUCAUUAAACAAACAUUGUUCAAAGUCCCUUCUCCGGUACUCGUGCUACAGGCCGACGAUGACCUGCAGGAAAUGAUGGAGAAAUACGAAGAGAAUCAGGACCAAAUCUUAAUGUUGGACAACACCCAACGCCGUCUGUAGAAUUAGCUGCCUUACUAUGGACAAGACGCUGUUGCCCGAAACAAGAAGUACACAGUUGGUAGCCUAAGCCUAGAGAGAGCUGAAGAUGGGUUCCCGCAAGCAGCUUGAAUUGGUGGGCUUGGAAACUUGAAGGCAUCCUGAGAAGCUUUACAAAGUGGUCCAAGUGCUGGAACUGCAGAAUUGCUGAGAAGGUUACACCAUUUCUAUGCAGGAUGACCCACCCAGAACCAGACUGCAAUUUAGUCUUGGGAAGAAUUGGAUUCUGCGCUCUUCUCUGUUUUUGGACUGUUCCCUUGAAGAGUAAGCACCCACAUAUAAGGUGUGGCUAAUACUUCUCUUUCAGCAGCCCUUCUGCUUUUUUUUAGCUUGCCCUUAACGCUGCUAGUGAGACCCGAGCGAUUCAGAAAUGAUGGAGAAAUAGGAAGAGAAUCGGAAUGAAAUGCGUAGCUAUUGACUUCAUUCUUUCUGCUCCCAGCAGAUGCUGCUCUUUGGAGUUAGCAAACGUACAGCUUGCUUUCUGAACGGGCCUGCCUCAAAUACAAUCACAUUUAAAUCUUAUUUUUUUUUAAAGAAUUUUAAUAGAAGGCGACAAAGAAAACAAUUGGCCAAUGCUAGUAGGUACUUAUUGCAUUUGUGUUAAUACUUUUAAGUAUACGAAAAAGCUUAUACAA